Schizophyllum commune H4-8 is the source of this 508-nucleotide messenger RNA. RefSeq lists its product as uncharacterized. NCBI's taxonomy places the organism in Eukaryota, Fungi, Basidiomycota, Agaricomycetes, Agaricales, Schizophyllaceae. The transcript has a single exon. Bases 128 to 418 code for a protein of 96 amino acids. The record is from RefSeq and is a predicted model, not a curated record.
CUAGGCUAUCUCUUGUGCUCGGUGAGAUCUAUCCAUAGUUAUUCGCUCAUUAUCUGCUCUGUAUUCUGCAUGGAUCUUUUUCUUGGAUUUCUCUGUCAUACUAUAUCAUUGCAGUCAAUGACAUCUAAUGCCACAUCGUCGUAUUGCCCACCGCAGACCUUGCCCACUCAAGAGAGGGAAACUCCUUCAAGCUCCAUGGUCCUUUGUUCUCGUGUCUCGCCCACCGCCUGCUCCGGUCCGGCCGUCUCCGCCAGCGCCUCCUGUGAAUAGUUCCGCUCGUAUGCGGGGAAAUCUCGGCGGCCUGUUUUACAAAAAAUCGUGCACUUGUCCUGUCUUCGCCUUGGCGGACGCGGGGGCGCCUGAGGCAGGCCUGGGUUCAGGCAGAAAUAUUCGACAAUCGCAUCGGCGAUCGCAGUGAUGGCGUGCCAUGGGCAGGUCCAGGUUUUCCCCAGGGGGCGCGGGGAUGGUGUGCGGGGCAGGAUCAACCGUUACUGCCUCCGCGAUUCGC